Messenger RNA from Melampsora larici-populina 98AG31, 858 nucleotides. RefSeq lists its product as uncharacterized. The coding region runs from base 1 to 858 and encodes 285 amino acids. The transcript has 4 exons. NCBI's taxonomy places the organism in Eukaryota, Fungi, Basidiomycota, Pucciniomycetes, Pucciniales, Melampsoraceae. The record is from RefSeq and is a predicted model, not a curated record.
AUGCCAUGGGCAAAUGGAAUCCAAGCAAACAUUAUUUGCAAUGGAAAGCGUCUACCUGAGUAUCGCAGCCCUAAUUCAGCACCCAACACCGUCUUCUGCAAAUCCAUAGCAGACCAGACUUUUCAAGUGAAGUUUUCAGGAGGAAUGGAACCAGGAGAUUAUAUAGUUGACCUCUACUGUGAUGGAGUCUUCAUGGACGGACGUGCAUACCCUGAUAGCAAACAACUUCGAUCAACCUUCUACGGGAUCUAUCUGGAUGACACAAAGUUAAUGCCCUUCAAGUUUUCAAAUAGUGAGCUGUCAGAGGAAGAUGAUAGUCACUCAGAGGAUAUUCUUGAGAAUCUAGGCACUGUAUCAUUAGAAUUCUAUCACUGUAGUUUGGGCAAAGCAAAACCAGACCUACAACAGGAUAUUCCAUCUCUUGCUUCUUUGAUUAAAUUUUGUGAACGGUACAAAGAAGCAAUCAUGCUUCCACAUACCAUCAGCCUUGAUGAGUUGACUAUUGCACCAAAACCGCAACCUUCCAAAUCUGCCACCAUUCGCCAGAUGAAUCCAGAGCCAUUUCUACGAUUUGUAUGGAUCUACAUGUCUCGUAAAAUGUUGAUUGCCGCAGAUCUCCUUCCUCGGUCCGCCAGCCCACUCCCAUCACUCUUUAAAGACAGAGACUAUCAGAUCAUCACUGAACAUUCACAUGAUACCACUGAACAGGAAAUUGAGCCUUCAGACAAGCCAAAGACAAGCGGUAGCAAACCGGUGGUGAUCAAUCUGUGUGAAGACCACCAAACCACUGUGUUUUUUUCUAGUGUUGAGGAACCAAUUCUUAUUGAAGACAAUCAUGAUGAGCAAGCCAUUGAAUAA